Messenger RNA from Acaulospora colombiana, 3231 nucleotides. Lineage: Eukaryota; Fungi; Glomeromycota; Glomeromycetes; Diversisporales; Acaulosporaceae. The record is from the annotation of a GenBank genome assembly.
UCCGAACUAUGCAGAUCCUCAAGUAAGAAGCAAGAAUUGCUUUCAAAAAUUCGCGACGAGAAACCAACGAUAAAAAUGAAUCAAAGUCCAACGGUUUAUGUGCCAACAAAAAGGACGGACGAAGUUGAUUGGGCAGGCCCUCUGAAACGUUACAUUCAAACGACAUAUCAAGAAGACCCGGAAAAGUAUGCUGACGAAGCUAAUUCCAUUCACCGCCUAAGACAAGAUAUGAGAGGUGCUGCUCAAGAAUGUUUUCUUGAACAAAGUCUGGGAGCCAAAAAUAAACCUACACUGAUAGCUAAGAUAGCAGCACAAGCCGGUUGGUCAUACGGAAACAUCGUUGAAAAUAUAUCUGAUUUGAUCUCGAGAAAUGUGUUUGAUCGUAGUUGGCUGACAGUUUGUCAGAUUAAGCAUAAAUACUUCUCAUCGAUUGCCCAAUAUCAAAAAUCAAUAGCCUGUGAAGGAGAAGUUAAAUACGGCGAAUGCGUUGGUCGUCUUAAUAUUGCAGAAAAUUUGGCCAAGGAGGCCAAUAAGUUGUCCAACAGUUUUGUAUCAGCUUUUUCACCGACUGCGACCCAGACUCUUCCUCCUGACGCAGCAACAUCUUUGCAGGACCUCACAAAGUCGAAUUUGGCUCUUAUUACAGAAAAAAAAAACUCAGCAACUCGUGAUAAUGAUAUAAUAUAUCACGAGGUCGUUCCACAAGAAAGUGUUAUUCCACCAAUUGACAAGUUAAUUGCGGCGAAACCAAUACCCAUACAGGAUCUUUAUCUACCCAACGAAAUCCAAAGGGUUAUAGGUCCAGAUAUUUUCCAGCGUUUAAUUCCAUUAUCGGUUCAUGAGUCUGCAUCUUUAUACUCCGAAGAGAAAGCUAAGAUGGUUCGCAGUGAGACCGAAAGAUGUGAUUUAGCAAAUGGAGAAUUGGAAGCUGCAUUAGAGUAUAUGAAAUUGCCAGGCGCCUUGUCUAAAUUUCGUAACAAUGAUAUUAGAUCUUUUAGCGAGCUUUCUAUUCCCACUUCAGAAGUCAAACAGUGGGCAAAAUCAAUUAAAGAUGAAGAACAAAAGGGGUCUAUUAAAGACUUAUUAAUGACUCUGAAUAGUUUGAAAGGUCGAUCGAAAGAAGUCCUAGAUGAGAUAUCCAAACUGUUAGAUGCUGAACAACGAGAUUACGAAUCCUUGAAGGCAAAAUAUGGAGACUCAUGGAGUCAACGUCCAUCUUCAUCGCAUACUACAGUUUUUCAUCAAGAUUUACUUAAUCAUCUCGAUGCACUCGAGAAAGCAAACAGCUCUGAUAGGGAAUUACUCCAAAGAAUUGAUCAGGCGAUGCCCGACAUUAUGUUGUUGCGUAACGGUGAGAACAGUGAUGAACUAGAAAAAACCUUUGCUGAGGCAUUAUCUUUUGUCAGUAAUAUAAGAGAGGCAGAUAGUUCAAAUUUAAAUGUUGGUGAAAGUCUUUUGGAUGUUGACGCGCCACGAGCAGAAGAGGAAAUUCUGUUCAAGGUUAAUCAAAUUGAUGAAUGCUUAAGUAAUUUGCAUAAAGUUAGAAAAGAAAGGAUGGACACUUUGAAUGAUUUGAAGGAUAAAACGCACCAAGACGAUAUAUCACACCUUCUCAUUCUAAAUAAAAAAACACAAAACAUUGAACCGCAACUUUUUGCAACCGAACUAGAAAAGUUUGCACCCUAUAGAAAUCGAAUCACGGCUAGCAUCCAUCAUCAACAAGCUUUAUUGCAAGAGUUGACUGUGUUAUACAAAAACCUAAUGGAGGACGAAGAAGCUAGAACAUUACAGGAACGAUGGGAUCAAGUGGAACGUAAAAGAAAAGAUGUUUGUGAAAGAUUGAGAAAAGCCAAAGAUAAUUACUUGGAAGUCAAGGACGGUUUGAGUAAGGGCAUCAACUUUUAUAUUGAUCUUACUGAUUUGAUCGAGAGCCUUGAAAAGACUGUUCAAAAAUUUGUUAAAUCACGACAAGAAGAACGAAAUGAACUAGUGCAAUCUAUAAAGAUUCAAGAUCAGCAAAUGUUGAAAGAUCAGUUGAGCAAAGUGAAUGCGCCUACUACAGCUCCUUCCAAUAAUGGAAAUAGUUUAUAUGACCUUACAUAUCUAGUUGAAGAAACAAGUAAAUUGUCGCUCAACUGUGGUACUCAAGGAUCCAACGUAUAUUCUAGUUCUAUUAAUCGAGAAAUAAAAACGAGCAAUACGUCUACAAUUCCAAAUUCCCAAGCCGUGUCUUCAACUCCAAGCACACAUGUACGCCAAGAUUCCUAUCCUCCGACAGUUGCGCAAUCAUUUAGUAAUCCUUCGGCCCCCCCAAGACCAUCAGCACCUGAAUCACCUACUUCAUAUUACGCGCCACCACCAUCUCAAAGACUUUCAAUUAUUUCAACACAAUCCUCAUCUGCGUAUCCUAUGCAACCAGUGCUACCGCCCAAGACCCAAGCUCCACCCUUACCUCCGUUACCAACGGGCUAUAAUCAGCAGAAUAAUACUUAUAUUUCACACCAACCAACACCUCAAUCCCACCAGCUAUCUCAUCAAACAUCUACAUCACAACCAUUGCCUCAAGGUCAACCUUACAACGGGCAAUUCCAGUCUCAAUUAUCGGCUGCUCAACUAAACUAUCAUAUAACGCAAAUUCCGCCUUCGCAGCAACAAUUUCAACAAUCUUCUUAUUCGAGACCUUCAAGCUUGUAUGGCGCUCCGCCUUUAGUUCCAUCCCAGCCAUCAGCACAGCCAAGCAAUACUACGGCAAAUUUUCGAUAUCCACAGUCAGCACCUCAACAGGGGUCACCUGCACAAAGACAAUCGACGUACGACAACAAUACUACACCACCUUCACCGGGCGGUUAUGCCUCAUUACAGCAAUCAACCUACGAUAAUUACACCACGCCACCACCUUUGCCAAGCGGUUAUACUUCAUUGCCAUCUGUGCCGCAACAAUAUCAGGCCCCACAACAAUAUCCUCUAGGAUUUCACCCGCAAGUACAACGCCCUCCUUCUCAAGCUUUACCACUACAGCAACCACCAGUUCAAUUUCAAACAAAUUCGAUUCCACCAGCCCCAUUGCAACAAUAUCAACAACCUAAUCAACCUAUCCCACCACAGCAAGGAUACUACCAAUCAACAGUCACCUCACAGAAUAACCCGAGGUUUCAAGCAAAUUAUAUGCAGACUGCACCUCCACAGAAACCUCCACAGCAGAAUUACGAUAGUCAUUCAUUGUUGGAUUGA